This is a messenger RNA of Ricinus communis (castor bean), 687 nucleotides long. RefSeq lists its product as uncharacterized. NCBI's taxonomy places the organism in Eukaryota, Viridiplantae, Streptophyta, Magnoliopsida, Malpighiales, Euphorbiaceae. The record is from RefSeq and is a predicted model, not a curated record. The transcript is spliced from 3 exons. Gene Ontology annotation, molecular function: RNA-DNA hybrid ribonuclease activity; nucleic acid binding. Bases 1 to 687 code for a protein of 228 amino acids.
AUGGUAGUACAAUGUGGAUCCAAAGACGUGGAGCAUGUGGUCUAUUACCUUAAUAAGAAGUUGUUGCCUUAUGAAUUGAAGUAUAACCUCAUGGAAGAGACGUGCUUAGCCAUGAUAUGGGCUAUAAGAAAGUUGAGGCACUACUUUCAGUCUUAUAAGGUGCAUGCAAUUUUAAAAAUAGACCCCUUGAAGAAGCUAUUUGAAGCUCCAUCCCUUACAGAAAAGCUGGCUAGAUGGUUAGUACUCCUAACAAAGUUUGACAUUGAGUACAUCACUAAGAAGGUGGUUAAGGGGGUAAUCGAGAUCCAAGAGUGGAAGAUGUACUUUGAUGGAGUUGUAAACGCGAUAGGUGCGGGCUUAGGAGUAGUUCUAAUCACGCUAGAAGGAGAGAUGCUGCCAAUAGACAAGAGAUUGGACUUUAAAGUGACCAAUAACAUGGUAGAGUACGAAGCAUAUUUAUUUGGAUUAGAAGCGGCUGUGGUAGCAGGAGCUAAGCACUUGAUAGUUUAUAGGGACUCCAUGCUGAUGGCAGAUGCAUUGGCUACCCUGUCAUCUGUGUGGGUCAAUCCCUUACAGCUUUCGAUGAAACCUUUGGUGAUUGUGAAAUUGGGUGCGCCUUAUUAUCAAGGGGAUCGGAUAAUGCAAGUUCAUAUGGAACCAAAAAAGAAUCCAUGGUCUAUGAUCUGA